GCUGCCUCCUAGCCAAUCAUCGAAAAGAGAUCUCGGGACCCCGCCUCCUCCGGCACCAGCGCUGGCCAAUCAGGUCCCGGCGUGGAGUUCCGGGGCGGAAAAGGCGAAGCUGGCUAGCCCAAUGGCAGCGCCCAAAAGCGCAAGCCCCGCCUCUCGGCGCACAGGCUCGCGGCUCCGGCAGCGGCGGCGGCGCUUCGAGGUGCUGCCUGAACCUUCGCUCAGAGUCAGAGGGCCGAGGGCUGCCAGGCCCGGACCGAGGACGCCUUCCCGCAGCUCCCAGAAGGAUGGCGGCGCGCUGUCUGACCCCCGCGACCACCUGGGCGCCGCUCCGCACCCUGGCCCGGGCCUCUCGCCCAGGUGCCCAGAGUCUCCAUUGCAGCCCAGCGGCAGCGACCUACAAGCUCGUGAACGUGCAGGAGACGCCAAUGGACAUGAAGUCGGUGACUGACCGGGCGGCCCAGACCCUGCUGUGGUCGGAGCUGAUCCGAGGCCUGGGCAUGACGCUGAGCUACAUGUUCCGGGAGCCGGCCACCAUCAACUACCCGUUUGAGAAAGGCCCCCUGAGCCCGCGCUUCCGCGGGGAGCACGCACUGCGCAGGUACCCGUCGGGGGAGGAGCGCUGCAUCGCCUGCAAGCUCUGUGAGGCCAUCUGCCCUGCACAGGCCAUCACCAUCGAGGCAGAGCCGCGGGCCGACGGCAGCCGCCGGACCACGCGCUAUGACAUCGACAUGACCAAGUGCAUCUACUGCGGCUUCUGCCAGGAGGCCUGCCCGGUGGACGCCAUCGUGGAGGGCCCCAACUUUGAGUUCUCCACCGAGACGCACGAGGAGCUGCUGUACAACAAGGAAAAGCUGCUCAACAACGGAGACAAGUGGGAGGCGGAGAUCGCGGCCAACAUCCAGGCCGACUACCUGUACCGCUGACCUGCGGCGCCUAAUAAACGGCCUGGCCUCAGC
Molecule: messenger RNA, 956 nt
Organism: Erinaceus europaeus (western European hedgehog)
Lineage: Eukaryota; Metazoa; Chordata; Mammalia; Eulipotyphla; Erinaceidae
Gene: NDUFS8
Product: NADH:ubiquinone oxidoreductase core subunit S8
Exons: 8
Coding region: 285-923 (212 amino acids)
Biological process (GO): mitochondrial respiratory chain complex I assembly; mitochondrial electron transport, NADH to ubiquinone
Cellular component (GO): membrane
Molecular function (GO): NADH dehydrogenase activity; 4 iron, 4 sulfur cluster binding
Source: RefSeq, a predicted model, not a curated record